UUUUUCUCCCGUUCUUUGGGUUUGUAGUUGUACAGUGUCUCGCAUGUAUUGCUCCCGGUUGCUUUUUUUUAAUUAAAGGCUUAAGUUAUUUAUAGAUUUAGAUUUAAUUUAGCUAUCAUGGCAUUAGACAAGAGAUUCUUAGGCUAUGCUUCAGGCAUAUUCAUUUGCUACUUUUAUUUUGGUAUUCUCCAGGAAAGAAUAACACGAGGGAAGUAUGGAGAGGGUGAAACACAAGAGAAGUUUACCUACACCUUAGCCCUAGUGUUUGUGCAGUGUGUUGUAAAUUUCGCAUACGCAAAAAUCAUGCUGUCUACUGUGAUGAAGCAGGGAGAAGAUAAAACAAGCAGAAUGUAUUAUGCUUCAUCUGCUCUCACUUAUUUACUCGCCAUGGUGUGCAGUAACAUGGCUCUGCAAUGGGUCAAUUACCCAACCCAGGUGGUUGGAAAGUCAUGCAAGCCCAUUCCCGUUAUGAUUCUAGGAGUUUUAUUUGGGAACAAAUCAUAUCCUAUGGCCAAAUACUUAUUUAUUCUCACUGUAGUUCUAGGUGUGGCCAUGUUCAUGUACAAAGACAAGCCUGUAACUGCCAAGCAAGAGAUAGAUACAGGGAUUGGUAUAGGUGAAAUAUUGCUGAUUUUGUCCCUUAUCAUGGACGGACUUACGGGCGCCAUUCAGGAGCGAAUGAAGACUGAAUAUCAGUCAAAGUCUGGCCAUAUGAUGCUUUACAUGAACUUGUGGUCUGUUGGAUACUUGGCUUUUGCUCUUUUGGUUACCGGUGAAUUAUUUGACUUUGUUGGAUUCAUCAGUCGUCAUCCUUUUGUCUUGUGGGAUUUGACUACUUUUUCGAUUGCAAGCGCACUCGGACAGUUCUUCAUCUUUCGAAUGAUUGCCGAUUAUGGUGCGUUACCGUGCUCAAUAGUGACGACAACGAGAAAAUUCUUUACUGUCAUGGCUUCUGUCAUUUAUUUUGGCAAUCAGCUAUCUGGUAGACAAUGGAUUGGAGCGACCUUGGUGUUUGCGGGUUUAACGAUGGACUCUGUUUACGGUAAAAAGAAGGCGCCCAAAAAGUCCUGACUUUCCCUUGUUUAGGCGGUUUACACAAUAGCAAAAAUAUUUUUGUUGGGUUGUGAUUAUUGUUUUGUUUCAUGUUUUGCGGCUAAUAAACAACGUAAUACAACA
This is a messenger RNA of Daphnia carinata, 1176 nucleotides long. It is a transcript of the gene meigo, whose product is annotated as solute carrier family 35 member B1-like. Gene Ontology annotation, biological process: UDP-galactose transmembrane transport. The record is from RefSeq and is a predicted model, not a curated record. Gene Ontology annotation, cellular component: endoplasmic reticulum membrane; Golgi membrane. Lineage: Eukaryota; Metazoa; Arthropoda; Branchiopoda; Diplostraca; Daphniidae. Gene Ontology annotation, molecular function: UDP-galactose transmembrane transporter activity; UDP-glucose transmembrane transporter activity. The transcript has 7 exons. The coding region runs from base 118 to 1071 and encodes 317 amino acids.